CCUGCGCUGGGCCCGGCGCGGGGGGCGCGGCCCCGGCGCCACAGACAGCGCGGCCGCGGACCGGGGAGCACCAUGUGCGGCAUCUUUGCUUACCUGAACUACCAUGUUCCCCGGACGAGGCGGGAGAUCCUGGAGACCCUCAUCAAAGGGCUGCAGCGCCUGGAGUACCGGGGCUACGACUCCGCAGGUGUGGGACUGGAUGGCGGAAAUGACAAAGACUGGGAAGCCAAUGCUUGCAAAAUCCACAUUAUCAAGCAGAAGGGGAAAGUGAAGGCUCUGGAUGAAGAGGUUCACAAGCAACAGGACAUGGACCUGGACAUCGAGUUUGACGUUCACCUGGGGAUCGCCCACACGCGCUGGGCCACGCACGGGGAGCCCAACCCCAUCAACAGCCACCCGCAGCGCUCCGACAAGAACAAUGAGUUCAUCGUCAUCCACAACGGCAUCAUCACCAACUACAAGGACCUGCGGAAGUUCCUGGAGAGCAAGGGCUACGACUUCGAGUCGGAGACGGACACGGAGAGCAUCGCCAAGCUGGUCAAGUACAUGUACGACAACCGCGACAGCGACGACAUCAGCUUCACCACGCUGGUGGAGAGGGUCAUCCAGCAGCUGGAAGGAGCUUUUGCCCUUGUGUUCAAGAGUGUUCAUUACCCUGGGCAGGCGGUUGGUACCAGGCGAGGCAGCCCCCUGCUCAUCGGCGUGCGCAGCGAGCACAAGCUCUCCACCGACCACAUCCCCAUCCUGUACCGCACAGCUGUACAAUCUAUGGAUCAUUCUUUUGAUGGAAUAUCCAUAAAAAUGGAGGAAGGGAAAGACAAGAAGGGGAGCUGCAGCCUGUCCCGAGUGGACAGCACCACCUGCCUCUUCCCCGUGGAGGAGAAAGCUGUGGAAUAUUACUUUGCUUCUGAUGCCAGCGCUGUCAUCGAGCACACCAACCGCGUGAUCUUCCUGGAGGAUGACGACGUGGCGGCCGUGGUGGACGGGCGUCUGUCCAUCCACCGCAUCAAGCGCACGGCCGGCGACCACCCGGGCCGGGCCGUGCAGACCCUGCAGAUGGAGCUGCAGCAGAUCAUGAAGGGUAACUUCAGCUCGUUUAUGCAGAAGGAAAUAUUUGAACAGCCAGAAUCUGUUGUUAAUACGAUGAGAGGAAGGGUCAACUUCGAUGACUACACUGUGAACCUGGGUGGGCUGAAGGAUCACAUCAAGGAGAUCCAGAGGUGUCGGCGUUUGAUCCUCAUUGCCUGUGGCACGAGUUACCACGCAGGAGUGGCUACCCGCCAGGUGCUGGAAGAGCUGACGGAGUUACCUGUCAUGGUGGAGCUGGCCAGCGACUUCCUGGACAGGAACACCCCCGUGUUCAGGGACGACGUCUGCUUCUUCCUCAGCCAGUCAGGGGAGACAGCAGACACCCUGAUGUGCCUUCGGUACUGCAAGGAGAGGGGAGCCCUGACCGUGGGCAUCACCAACACCGUGGGCAGCUCCAUCUCCCGCGAGACCGACUGCGGGGUGCACAUCAACGCGGGCCCCGAGAUCGGCGUGGCCAGCACCAAGGCCUACACCAGCCAGUUCGUGUCCCUGGUGAUGUUUGCCCUGAUGAUGUGCGAUGACAGGAUCUCCAUGCAGGAGCGGCGCAAGGAGAUCAUGCGGGGGCUGAAGGGGCUGCCAGACUUGAUUAAAGAAGUGCUGAGCAUGGAUGAUGAGAUCCAGAAGCUGGCCACAGAGCUGUACCAUCAGAAGUCUGUCCUCAUCAUGGGACGUGGCUACCACUACGCCACGUGUCUGGAGGGAGCCUUGAAAAUAAAAGAAAUCACCUACAUGCACUCGGAAGGGAUCCUGGCCGGGGAGCUGAAGCACGGCCCGCUGGCCCUGGUGGACAAGCUCAUGCCUGUGAUCAUGAUCAUCAUGAGAGACCACACCUAUGCCAAGUGCCAGAACGCUCUCCAGCAGGUCAUUGCACGGCAGGGACGACCUGUGGUGAUUUGUGACAAGGAGGACAUCGAGACCAUUAAGAACAACAAAAGAACAAUCAAAGUUCCCCACUCAGUGGACUGUCUGCAGGGGAUCCUGAGUGUGAUCCCUCUCCAGCUGCUGGCGUUCCACCUCGCCGUGCUCAGGGGCUAUGAUGUUGAUUUUCCAAGAAAUCUGGCCAAGUCCGUAACUGUAGAGUGAAAGAUCAUCUGAAUCAUAGGGGCAAAGGGGAAUUAAAUGAAAGACUUUUUUUGGUACCAAAAUAACUUGAUUUUAAAGCCCCCUAGGUAAAUCUUAUUUUGCUAAAUCAUUGUUUGUGUGUAAGAUCACCAUAAUUCCAUUACAUUAGUGAUUGUCCAAUUGAUUCCACAUGCUAUGUCAAUAGCUCUGGGUUUUUUUGAACAACAGACUUCCAUGAAAGAUGUUAAAUGGUUUUCCUUAAAGAUUGCUGAGUCUUCUAGGUAAGGGGCCCUCCAUUUUACUUUGAGCUGAUGUCAUUGUCUCUUACCCCAUGUGGCUCAUUCCAGUCAUUGAUGAGAAACCACUGAAGGAAUUAAUCAGUCAGCUGUCAUGCUCUCAGGCAGUGAAGCAGGACACCAGAAUACACACCUGGAACAAGAGCUGGUACUGGUCACGCUUGUGCAGAUAUUCUACCAGUGAAGGAAACUGCAGACAAGCCUUUGGGUAAAUUCCUGCCUCAGGUACACGAGGGAAUUCAGCUGAGCUGUCACAGCCUCCUCGCUCCUGGGCACGUGGUGAAUGUGCCAAGGAGAGAACGCUGCUCCAGAAGGAUUUUAUCUAUGCCAAAAACAUAGCAAGUGACAAUCUCGUAGCCAUGGUGGCCACGGCGUGGUGUGACCCCAGUGUGGCCAGUGGGACCCGCCCUAGCUGGGACUGGGAGCACUGGCUGGCCAGUGGGGGUGAGGGCAGAGAGGAGUGACCAGUGCUCGCCCUGAGCUGGUGGCUGUUGCUGCUGAUGGUUGGUUGGGGUUUUUUAAAACAAGUGCUGAGGGUUUUCCCCCCAAACUGAGGGGCACUGGGGCAUUGUAACACACCUGAGUGUCCCAGCUCUGUGCAGGGCUUUUUGCUGCAGGUCACUCUCUGGUCUGGGUGUGUUUCUGCCUUGUGUCUCCCCAGCAGAGAGGGCUCUAAAGCUCCUUCCUGAAGCUUGUUUAGCCAAAGUCCCCUGAUGACAGCGAGGGCUCAGGUUUAUUUAGCAGCAGUUCUUGUGUGACUUGUGUCAAAUUCAGCUGAUUUCAAAUUGAAGGGGAUAAAAAGGCUCCAUAAACACGACACAAAUAAAUACCUUGGUAAUAUUUCUAUAACAAGCUUGAAGAGAAUCAGAAAUGACACAGAAAAUAUACCUUCAGGACUCAAAACUUUUCUGAGGAAAAGUUGGCUUUUUCUGAGUCAUCAAAGGGCAGUUAUUAUGUAUUUCCUAAUGCAAAAAGGUGAAUUUCCUCCCACCUUGCUGGGUUUUGAAUUAACCUUUCACAGGCACCGUAAAAACAUGCUACCAGGUAUAAAGUGGUGCUGAUGAAUAUUCCAGGUCAUUUACUGCCCCUGAAAAAUGGCUUUAGCAGAUGCAGUGCCUGGGGACUGCCCAGCACCCUGCAAACUCCGGUUCCCCUGGCACAGGGCGCCAGUGCUGCACAAACACGACCCAGGCUGGUCCAAGGCAUUCCCAAAGACUCUGCAGGAAUUCUGCAAUGUAUAAACCCACAGGGACUAUUUCACUGCAGUUCAGUGUCAGCUCAAGGCUCAGUUUCAUUGUGAGAAUGAAAUGCUGCGUGCCUGGAAACAGCUUCUCAAAGCCAGUGUAUGUGUUUAUUAUCAUAUUCAGACUAUUAAUUUAUGAACACAUUGUGCUGCCAGUGUCUGUUUAAGAACAAAGUAGUAAAUGCUGCAUUUUAGUUCAGCAAAUGCUGUGUGUGUGAGGCACUGCCCUGUGGCAGCUGUGCCUCUGCCUAAACAUGACCAGGAGCCCUCCCUGCUUCAUUGGAGGAUGAUAAUUGUCCUUAAGGAAAAAACAAGGCACGUUCAGUGCUAACAGGUGGAAGACAGGUCCUCCUCUUCCUCCUCCUGCUCCUCCUCCUCCUCUUCCUCUUCCCUCCAGCUUGCUUAAGAGAAACUGUGCAGGGCUGGAUCCAGGCCGGGCUCCCCCUGGAUCCUCCUGGCACAGGGAUGUGCAGUGUCCCCAUCCUUUGUUCUGAAACAGCCCCACAAGGGAAUUAUUUUGGAACGGAUGCCCUUUUUCCCUGCCUGCAGCCAGCAUUGCUUUUACCCUGCCUUGCACAGAGGGCUGCCCGUGGGCAGGGGGGGCAGACACCCCUGUGAACACAAGCUGCUGCUCAGCAGAAGUUUGUUAGUGCAGGCUGUUAGACAUUUGUGAAAGUUGUGUACAAAGAGGACCAAAGAACAGGAGUCUGAGUCAGAAAUGUCCGCUGUGACACGGCCGUGUCGGUGGAGCUGCAGAGCUCGUGCUGAGCUCUCUGGGUUUGUGCUGUGCCAGACAAAUCCUUGUUCCGUGUAGCUGGGGGUAUUGAUGGGUCAGGGGAACAGGUAGUGCCCACCCCCACCUCUGCCAGCAAACUGCCUGGAGUGUCAAACUCUUGUCUGCCAAAUCUGAGGGCUCGGAGCUGUUGCAGUGAGGCUGAUGGAUGCUGUAGGCUCGGUCUCAAAGGAUGCUCUGGAGCACACCUGUGUGAAGAAUUUCUCUGCUGAGCGUAGCAGGGAACCUGUUAAAGCAUCUCGUUGUUGUUGUUGCCAUGCAGUGUGAAGUGAGAAUGUACAAAGGACUCUUUUUAGCUUUCCUUACCUCAUUUUGUCCACGUGUUGCAUUUCGAUGAACAGAUGAUGUUUCUCUUUUCCGUAGAAAACUUUCAGGAUGUCUCGUGGUAUUUAUUAACAGCCAGUCUUCUGCUCUCCCAAAUGAAUGUUUUGCUUACUGAGCCAGUAAAAUUCUCUCCUUCCUCACUGAGAUGUUGAAAAAUUCAGUAGCCCUGUCUCUAAAAUUGAGCCACAGGUAAAUACAGAGAAAGGCUUUUGCCAUCUGGAAUAGCAGCUCCUAUUUCUGCCUGCUUUGGUCACAGUUUAUUUUUGGUAUAAAUAACUCUGUUCCUCACCUGCAGAGACUCAAGGGAAGCCCUGAGGUCUUGGGGGGUUUUAAUUUCCAAAGACCAGAGGGCUCCCAGCUCAGCAUAUGUUUCUGCCCAGCAGUUCUCAGACAGAUUUCACACUGCUGGGAAGAUUCCAUACACACACACAAAUGGAGCUGCACAUGGAAUAUGCUGCAGCCAGAAAGGUUUUUUUCCCCCAGCCCUGCUGCAGAAGGGCUGUGGACAGUUUUUUCCCAGAUUUGUCCUAGUCAGCACUGUCUGUGCACAUUCUCACCAAGAGCCCCCAGCAGUGCCUGGGUGGCUGGCCCUGGGCAGGGCCGUCUCCUGUGGCUCUUCUGUCCCAAAAGCUGCCUGGACUCCCUGUGUUGGGUCAGGCUCAGCCCCCUGUGCUGAGAGAGCCAAAAGCUUCACCUAGAGCCUUUCCCAGCCACCUGGGAUGGAGCUCGUGGGCCUCAUGCAAAACCUCAGUGUGGAGCCUUAAGCCCAGCCCAGGCACGGGGGGCUGGUUGAGCUGCAGAGUGAAGCAUCCAAAGGCACAAGUCAAACCCACACCAGUGCAGAAUUGGGCCUUUCCCCUUCCUGGCUGUCCCUAGGAGUCCUUGAUGCCACAAGCAGGUGCCUGGUGGCCGUGUUGGAUGGAGGGAGGGACUAAAAUUAAGUGGCUUAAGUGGCACGUCAGUGUUUAGCUGUGGCUAAUUUUGGAUCCUACCUGAAUGUACCAAACUUGCCUCAAAGCAUGGAGUCCCUCCUCUUCAUCAGAAACAGGAAGAAGAAGAAACAUUUGGGUUGAAAAAAAAAAAGGAAAGAAAACUAUUUGCCUUCAAUUCAGUUUCUGUAAAUAGACAUUUGAGUGGCAAACCCACAUUUCCUCCCUUGUAGAUUCUCUGCCUCUGCUGUACAUAUCCAGCUGGCUUGGGUUGUGGGGACCAGACUGUACCGUGUUUCCUGUCGUGUGCUGUAUGCAGAAGAUGUCUUACUUUUGUCUGUAGUGUUUUAUAAUUUGGGUUUUGUCUCUUUGCUUACUUUUUUUGUAUCUCACCCUUUGAAUAAAAUCAAGUGCCCUACAUGAAA
Molecule: messenger RNA, 6161 nt
Organism: Corvus hawaiiensis (hawaiian crow)
Lineage: Eukaryota; Metazoa; Chordata; Aves; Passeriformes; Corvidae
Gene: GFPT1
Product: glutamine--fructose-6-phosphate transaminase 1
Exons: 20
Coding region: 73-2172 (699 amino acids)
Biological process (GO): protein N-linked glycosylation; carbohydrate derivative biosynthetic process; UDP-N-acetylglucosamine metabolic process
Molecular function (GO): carbohydrate derivative binding; L-glutamine:D-fructose-6-phosphate transaminase (isomerizing) activity
Source: RefSeq, a predicted model, not a curated record